AUGGCAGAAGAUUCUGCGUUACCGUCGAAGUUCGGUGUGCAUAUCAUACCGUUGAAAGGGAAACCCCUAGCCACAGCCACCUUCUUUCCAGAAGAAUUGGAAAAGCUAGCAGCAAAGAACGGCGGAAAAGCCGGGUCACUAGCGCUACAACACCUGAAAUUUAAAUUGCCAAAAGGAUCACAUUUCUGUUUCGCCGAGGGAGAAGAGAUAGAUGACGACACAUCUAUCGCAAGUUACUUUGAGUUCAGUCCCGAAUCCGGAGAAGAACCUAAGGACUCUAUCAGUAAGAAGGUCCAAAUUAUCAAGAUAUGGUACUCGGUUGUGGAAGAACCAUUAAAAGAGAAAAAAGAUGAUGUGUCCACUAAGCAGGACGAAACGCCCGCAAAGAAGCAAGGCGACAAAGAUAAACCAAAGGCGGGUAAAGCGGGUAAGAAGGAGAAAGUCGAAGAACCAGAAGAAGAAGAAGAAGAAGAAGAAUCACAGAUUAGCAAGUCAAGACUCUUCAAAGAGGGUCGGUUGACGGAUACACCUAAAGACCGAGGGAAGCUGAGUGAAAGGUCUGUGAAAGAUCUCGUAGAAUCAGUUGGCGGGGAUGUCAGCAAGAUAAAGCCAGGUGAUUUUCAAGCCAGCGGGUUACGCAACAUGAAAGCCGCAGACUGGAGGAAAGUACAAGACAACCUGCAAUACAUGUGUGGUUACUAUCCAAGUUCCGAUAAAAAGAAGUUUCUCACAGCCCCUUCUCCUGCAUUCAGACUGGUGAAUAAAUCCGAUCGAAAGCCCGAACCGACACCUCAAAAGGGGAUUUCCUCCGUUUCCGAAGCGGUAUUGGAUGAUACCGCUGUUGAAAGGGAAAUCCCACGUUUCCAUACCGCAGGUCUCAAGACAACAAUUGACGUUCAGUCGUACAGGUCUGAAGAGGAUAUAGAACAUACUCUUAGCGGUUUCAACAGCAAGAAUUCCAAAAUUGCUUUGGGGAUCGAGACGCCACGAAUACAGGCGGGUAUUUCUGCCAGUCAAGGCUCGACUAAAGAGACCGCAUCCAGGGAGACAACUACUAGAUCAACCAAUAAAGUAGUUGCGAGCUGGUCUAUUCCGGUUGUGGAACUCGUGUUGACCCGAGCAUCAACUGAAAUUCACCCAGAGUGCCAACAACGCUUACGAGAGCUGAAGACAAAUGGGACAUAUGCCAAAGCCGUUGACUUCCUGAAAGAUUAUGGUACCACUUACUCUACACGAAUUAUACUGGGAGGUAGACUUUACAGUAGUCAAGAUGUAUCUGCAAACACGAAAGAAUCGGUUUCAGAAGCUGAAUCAACCUUCAAAAGAUCAGUCAACGCUAACAUCGCAGGUGGAAGUGGGCCAGUAUCUGUCAAAGCUUCAGGAAGUCACAACACUGAAAGUGGGAGUGCAAGCUCAAGCCUGAAUAAUAGCUCUGCCGAGUCCACCAAGCUCGCUUGGACCGCUUAUGGCGGCGAAGGCAUCUUUGCGCAAGGCCCAGUCGAUUGGCUCCCCACGGUAGCCAACUUCAAUAACUGGCAGAUAAUCGAGCACGUGGAAGUGACAAGUCUUAUCCAUGCUUUCGACGAUUAUGCAGGGUUUCAAAACACAUCAUCUAAUCUAUUGGCGCUUCUAGCACCUGCUUCUCUCAUUAAGCCUGCCGCGUUGCCAUGGUUGUCGUCAAUGUACAACGCAGUGAAUGAGUAUGAGGAGAAGAUCGGCUGUAUCGGACACUCAUUCUCAUCUGUCGACCUUCCGAAGCCCUUCAAGAAACCCUUUACCGUGAAGGAGUCUAACGUUUAUCAAGAGGCUGCUUCAGAGCAGAAUUCGCUUGCAGAAUGGACAUUUCUCAAAACCAAUCAAGCCGUAGAACUUUACGCUCAAAAGAAAGUAGAAAGACCCACAACAGAAUACGGCGUAGUGCCCUUCCCUGAACAACUCACGUACUUGGAUGUGUCUGAGCGAUCUUUCACUGUGAUUCUCCGUGUUCAAGGACCAGAAAUGGCCUCAAGGGCUGAUCCUAUCAAUCUCAUCUGGACCACUGAAGCGCUAGAAGCCAUCACAGCUGGGAAAGAAGACAAGAAAGCUUUCAAUGCUAAGUAUGGUGAUCGAUUCAUCACCGGGUGGACUUUACAACGUUCAAUGUAUGCGAUUUUCCGGAUAUCUUUUGACAGGCUCCGAGACUUUGAUAAGGCUGCUGGUUUCGUAGAUUACGAUAAAUUGGAAGAAAAAGGCAUUCAGGAUGGACUGGACUGGAUGAGAAUUCUUAUUUUCCUUAAGGGCGUGAACGCAAGUGCCACCGUAUUGACCAGUAGCUGGGAUGAUAGAGGUUACUUGGCUGAAGAGUACAAUUCAUUGAAUACCUCAAUGUUCGAUACGAUAGUCACCAAGAUGAGCAGUAUUAAGAACGCACAAAGCAUCCCAACCAAGGUCUUCAGCAACUCUUUCAUAGAACUUCUCCCAGAUUUCAACUUCCCCCCGCAAUUCACACUUACUCCACAGGAUCCCGAAGGUUUGGAAAUAAAGCGAAAGGAGUGUAUAAUCUACUUUGCCAAGACUGCGGCAAACGCAAGAUUUCCCGUUCUGCAAGAGGGCUCGGAAGUCAAAAAGGAUAUUGAAGAAAAGAUUCGAGGCAUCGCAAGAAGGAUUCGAGAACAAGAGAGAUCAAUGAAAGGUCUUGGAUAUCCCGUCGAAAAAGUCAUCGAUUUCAAGGAAAGGAUUGACUACUUACGAAAGGAUGCGGAAGAUCAACUGGCUGCUUGCGGGUGGGUCAGACAGAGCAUAUCCGCUGAGAGGGAAUUCUUCCGAAGUGGUACUAACGCAAGAAACACUCCCUCAAAUUGGGCGCCCCAUGAAGCCGAUCGGCGUGAACACAAGGACGCCGUUGACCGAGUCAACGAGACAAUUCACAGACCGGAAGAGCUCCGUAUCGAUUAUGAGUGGUCGACCUUUUCAGCUCCGGCUGAUGAGAAUUAUCUCAGAGUCAGUCCUCCAGGAAACAACUGGAAGCUCGUUGGGUGGGAGAUGGUCAGUCAUAAUGGGAGUGAAUAUGGCGGGGGGAGCUGGUACCCUGCUGUGGAUAGAGGCGGGAUGCAAUUCCGCCCACCAAAGUGGGAGAGUGAUGAGGACCUUUUCGUCUGGAAGCGUAACCCAUACAUCAUCCACCAUCGGGCUGACCUGAAAUCCCAUCAUUGGGGAUUGAAAACAUGGUGGUUAUCUACCGGCUAUUAUCCUUUGAAAGAAGACCUUCUGUUCGAUUUUAAAAUCGACGGAAAAGAUCACAGAAAAAGUGGAUUGACAUUUGGGCCGUGA
Messenger RNA from Kwoniella shivajii, 3309 nucleotides. RefSeq lists its product as uncharacterized. The transcript has 12 exons. Lineage: Eukaryota; Fungi; Basidiomycota; Tremellomycetes; Tremellales; Cryptococcaceae. The record is from RefSeq and is a predicted model, not a curated record. The coding region runs from base 1 to 3309 and encodes 1102 amino acids.